AUGCCGCCGUCUAGUCUGGGUCUGCGUCGUCUGCGAGAUCGUAGUACACGCGCGCUGAAUCUAGGUAACGAUAGCAAAAGAAGAAAAAAAAUUAUCUGUGCCCUCGGCUUCGCGGUUUGCAAGUUGGUUUCGCGUCCUGUCAGGACGUCAGAAACGUUACGAGGACUUCAGCAAUGACGUGAACGAGAUUUGAGAGCGUCGCGGAAGACUGCACCAAAGGCUCAACCGAGGCGGCGACGGCGUCGAGCAUCGGAGAGGGGACGUCGGUUCUGCUUGUUUUUUUUCCUCAGGCAUAGGCCACCAGAAAGUGUUCAAGAGCUGGCAAGAUGAGGGCCCUGCUGCUGAAGCAGAUCAACUUGCAGACCGCCCUUCUGCGGUCCUCACUGUGCCCCCUGUACCAGAACAGCUGCUACUAUGCCUCGAGCCCUGCCUCAGACAUCAAACCCAUCAAGAAGGUACUUGUGGCAAACAGAGGCGAGAUCGCCAUCCGUGUCUUCAGGGCCUGCUAUGAGCUCGGCAUCAGGUCGGUCGCCAUUUACUCAGAGCAGGACAAAAUGCACAUGCAUCGACAGAAGGCAGAUGAAGCAUACCUCAUUGGAAAGGGUCUCGCCCCUGUCGAAGCUUACCUCAACAUCCCUGAAAUAAUCAGGAUCGCUCAGGAGAACCAAGUGGAUGCCAUUCAUCCGGGAUAUGGUUUCCUCUCGGAAAGGUCAGACUUUGCUCAGGCUGUCAUCGAUGGUGGUAUUCGGUUCAUUGGUCCUACACCGGAUGUCAUGGCCAAGAUGGGGGACAAGAUAGCUGCUCGCCAGUCGGCCAUCAGUGCAGAUGUGCAGGUUGUUCCUGGAACAGACAGGCCCGUAGAAACAACAGAGGAGGCUGUGGAGUUUUGCAAGCAGCAUGGCUUACCGGUCAUUUUCAAGGCUGCUUAUGGCGGUGGUGGCCGAGGAAUGCGGGUCGUCAAGGAAAUGAGUGAAGUGGAAGAGAAUUUUCAGAGGGCCACGUCGGAGGCAAAGGCUGCCUUUGGCAAUGGUGCCAUGUUCAUCGAGAGGUUCAUUGUCCGCCCACGUCACAUAGAGGUUCAGCUGCUGGGUGACAAAGCGGGCAAUGUGGUGCACCUGUAUGAGCGCGAUUGCUCAGUGCAGCGACGGCACCAGAAAGUUGUUGAAAUUGCUCCAGCUGCCAACCUUGAUCCCAAGGUCCGGCAAGCCAUGCUUUCAGAUGCAGUGCGCCUUGCCAAGCAUGUUCACUACGAGAAUGCAGGAACAGUGGAGUUUCUCCUUGACGAGACGGGCCGUCACUACUUCAUCGAGGUCAAUGCUCGGCUUCAGGUAGAGCACACCAUCACUGAAGAAAUCACUGGUGUCGACCUGGUGCAGUCCCAGAUUAAGAUUGCCGAGGGACACCUCCUGCCAGACAUCGGCCUAGUGCAGGAGAACAUUGUGCCCAAGGGCUGCGCCAUUCAGUGCCGAGUCACAACGGAGGACCCUGCCAAGAACUUUCAGCCCGACACGGGACGCAUUGAGGUCUUUCGGAGUGGAGAGGGCUUUGGCAUUCGGCUCGACAGUGCGUCGGCCUUUGCAGGUGCCAUCAUUUCGCCGUACUACGACUCGCUACUCGUGAAGGUCAUUGCUCACGCGCAAAACAUGAGGUCUGCAUCGGCGAAGAUGAACCGUUGCCUGCGAGAGUUCAGAGUUCGGGGUGUCAAGACAAACAUUCCUUUCCUGCUCAACGUGUUCCAAAAUGAGAAGUUCCUCAGCUCCAAUGUCGACACUUACUUCAUCGACGAGCAUCCCGAGCUCUUCUUCUUCAUGCCAUCGCAAAAUAGGGCACAAAAGCUCCUCUAUUACUUGGGUAAUGUCAUGGUGAAUGGUCCCAUGACUCCCCUGGCAACUCCGCUCAAGCCGUCGGACCUCAUUCCAGUCAUUCCGGAGAUCCAGCCAGGCCCUGGCAAAGAGAUUUACAUACCUGGUUCGAAACCACCACCAGGACUGCGUGACGUGAUAAUCAAGGAAGGGCCCGAAGCAUUCGCCAAGAAAGUACGCCAGCAUGAUGGUUUACUACUGAUGGACACAACAUUCCGUGACGCCCACCAGUCACUUCUGGCCACACGAGUGCGGACAAUCGACCUCCUCAACAUCAGCCCCUUUGUAGCGCACAGCUUUGACAAACUUUACAGCUUGGAAAAUUGGGGCGGAGCAACAUUUGACGUCGCCAUGCGCUUCCUGCACGAGUGUCCCUGGGAACGGCUGGAGCAGAUGCGAGCCCUUAUCCCCAACAUCCCGUUCCAGAUGCUGCUGAGGGGUGCCAACGCUGUAGGCUACACGUCAUACCCUGACAAUGUGGUGUACAAGUUUUGUCAACUGGCAAAGGACUGUGGUAUGGACAUCUUCAGAGUCUUUGAUUCUCUCAACUACCUUCCCAACCUAAUUCUUGGCAUGGAGGCUGCUGGGAAAGCAGGUGGUGUUGUGGAGGCAGCCAUCUCCUACACCGGCGAUGUCUCCAAUCCGGAGAGAACAAAAUACAACCUGGACUACUACCUGAAGUUGUCCGACGAGCUGGUCAAAGCUGGCACUCACGUACUCUGCGUCAAGGACAUGGCUGGCCUAUUGAAGCCACAGGCAGCACGCAUCCUGAUCAAAGCACUCAGGGAUCGACACCCAGACACACCGAUUCACAUCCACACUCACGACACAGCUGGUGCAGGCGUUGCCUCCAUGCUGGCCUGUGCUGAAUCUGGCGCAGACGUCAUCGAUGUGGCCGUCGACUCCAUGUCUGGUAUGACCUCACAGCCGAGCAUGGGUGCCAUCGUGGCUUGUCUGCAAGGCUCCAAGUACAAGACCAGGCUCUCCCUGGACAGUGUGAGCCGGUACUCGGCAUACUGGGAGCAGGCCCGUACCCUGUAUGCCCCGUUCGAGUGUGCCGUCACCAUGAAGAGCGGCAAUGCCGACGUGUACGAGAAUGAGAUCCCCGGAGGCCAGUACACGAACCUGCAGUUCCAGGCAUUCAGCCUGGGACUUGGCGAGCACUUCGAGAGCAUUAAGAAGGCCUACCGUGAUGCCAAUAUGCUGCUCGGCGACAUCAUCAAGGUGACACCCUCCUCAAAAGUUGUCGGCGACCUGGCUCAGUUCAUGGUGCAAAACCACCUCAGCAGCCAGGACGUGCUGGAUCGUGCUGAGGAACUGAGCUUUCCAAGCUCAGUGGUGGAGUUCAUGCAGGGCCACAUUGGCGAGCCCUACGGCGGCUUCCCGGAGCCACUUCGUAGCAAGAUCCUGAAGGACAUGGCUCGCAUCAGUGGCCGCCCUGGCCAAAGCUUGCCUCCGCUCGACCUUGGUGCACUGAAGCAGAAGCUGGUCGACAAGUUUGGGCCCAGGAUUCGCGAAACGGACGUGAUGAGCGCUGCCAUGUACCCUAAGGUGUGCGACGACUUCCUCAACUUCCGCCAAACAUUCGGCCCUGUCGACCUCCUCGACACGCGCGUCUUCCUUGUCGGACCCCGUGUGGGGGACAACUUUGAGGUAACGAUAGAGAAAGGCAAGACACUGCACAUCAAGACCCUGGCCGUGGCCGCCGAUGUCACACCCACUGGCGAGCGCGAGGUAUUCUUUGAGCUAAACGGCCAACUGCGAUCUGUCUUUGUCAAGGACAACAGCAUGAGUGAGGACAUUGUGGCACAGCCCAAGGCAGACAAGGACGUCAAGGGCAGCGUGGGCGCCCCCAUGCCGGGCACUGUGGUCGACAUCAAGGUCAAAGAGGGCCAGCAGAUCAACAAGGGUGAUGCGCUGGUCGUGCUGAGUGCCAUGAAGAUGGAGAUGGUGGUGCAGGCACCUGUGGCCGGCAAGGUGAAGAAGAUCUACAUCACCAAGGACAUGAAACUCCAGGGCGAUGACCUCCUGCUUGAGAUCGAGGAGGCCUCGUGAUCUUGCUCGGCAGGUCACAUGGAAAGAAGCCCUUUUAUUUCUCAAGGCCCAUGUUUUUACUUCGAGUGACAUUAAUGAGGAAUUGUUUAUCCAAGCCAACAUUCCGAUUGGCUAGGCACUCGUCGUCAAGAAGGCUACACGUGAGUGAUGGCUGGGUAUGGCUUCUAGGGGAGAACCAGCCUGACAGUUCUGUCUGUGGUACCCUUCCAUCGUUGUUCAUUCAUGCCAUGUUCAUUCCUUCUUUCCUUCUGCUCCAAUAGACAGGAUACCGGUGACGAAGGCAUGCGUUUCUGGAAUGACACUUUUUGAUGGCUUGGCUUCAAGUGGUGCUUGCAGCUUUUUAGAUCAUUCAACAGGUGUGCUGUCACAUAUCAACCAAAGCGCACUAGUCUUCUAAAGCAAUGCAGAUGCUCAUCGUACACUAUCAAGGUAAAGCAGAGCUAACUUUCAAGUCCUCUUGGCCUGUCCUUAGGUUAGCCUAAAUUGUUUACUCAUACAGAGGAGCUUGCUUUUAACCUUUUGUUGUCCAUUGAGCUUACCUGCUGAGUGCACGCACGUUUGCAUAGCAGCAAGCUCGUUUUUAUUUUGAUGUUUGCCUGCCACCAGGAAAGUGAUGUUGGCAAAUGUUCAACUAGUUGACGAAUGUCCCGUCCUUGAUUUAGUGUUCGCCAGAUAUAACAUUUGGCAAGAUGAAGGUGUACACCAGAGCGCGCUAUGCUUUAGCCUAUAAGCCACUCUUGUUGUGACAUCCGACUCGGUUAUCACCUGUAUCAACAGAAAUACUAUUUCCUGUAGGCAUUAUUUUUGUGUAUAUAGCCUUACAAUUUCUGCCUUCUGAGAGUGUCUGAUUGUUAUUCAGCACGAAAAUUAUUGGCAAUUUGUACCACUUUUUAUAGUAUGCAGUUUUUUUUUUCUUUUUAUGUACAGUGUUCAAGAAACCUGAGAGUAAUUUUUGCAGGUUCUUCAUGUCAGUCUGUUUUGGAGAUGUUUUCUUGUCAAGGACCCUUUACAGUUGGACAAGUACCUUGAACAUUCUGAAAAAUCUCAUGUUCUUAAUGCAAGCUAGAGCAUCGCAGAGCAUUCUUUCUCUUUUUUUUUUUGCUCAUAUUCGUGUGUUGUGUGAUUGCUGUACAAGCAUCACUUCAGCACGCAGUUCUCCACUUUCCCUAAGAACUUAAUUCAACAGCCUUAGCCACUGCCUCAGUGAUCCAUUUGUGAGAGAGUACAGUAUAGGAGUGCAGUUUUUCAAAGCGCUCGCGUUGUUUGAUAAAUAGUCAGGAAUGCGUGAUAACGUGGUCUUUCAGAGAGAGUCUUCCAAGAAGGUACAUAGAGAGAUAGUUCCACACGUGUCUAUUUUUCAUAAGUCUUUAUUUUGCUUGGUCUUCAUGUGCUCUUGCUGUAUAUAAUCACAAUAAAUAAACGUCCAAACACACUG
Messenger RNA from Dermacentor silvarum, 5352 nucleotides. It is a transcript of the gene PCB, whose product is annotated as pyruvate carboxylase, mitochondrial. The coding region runs from base 327 to 3917 and encodes 1196 amino acids. Gene Ontology annotation, biological process: gluconeogenesis; pyruvate metabolic process. The record is from RefSeq and is a predicted model, not a curated record. Gene Ontology annotation, molecular function: metal ion binding; pyruvate carboxylase activity; ATP binding. NCBI's taxonomy places the organism in Eukaryota, Metazoa, Arthropoda, Arachnida, Ixodida, Ixodidae. The transcript is spliced from 22 exons. Gene Ontology annotation, cellular component: cytoplasm.